This is a messenger RNA of Actinia tenebrosa (Australian red waratah sea anemone), 2228 nucleotides long. RefSeq lists its product as uncharacterized. Gene Ontology annotation, biological process: skeletal muscle contraction; positive regulation of voltage-gated calcium channel activity; positive regulation of protein localization to plasma membrane. Lineage: Eukaryota; Metazoa; Cnidaria; Anthozoa; Actiniaria; Actiniidae. The record is from RefSeq and is a predicted model, not a curated record. Gene Ontology annotation, molecular function: protein binding.
CUCGGAAAUGCAUCAUAGCUUUUUGAGCUAUUUAGUGGUCGAUUAAGAGAGGUCGGUCGGUUUAUAGAGGGUUUUUAUUUCCAUAUAUGGAAUAAAUAUUAACUCGGAAGUUCGAAGCGUCAAAAUACAGUAGGUGCAUCAAGACUUGAGUAGACUUUGUGGUAAGAAGCCAAAAAUGAAUGAACUUCAGCAGAAUUUCCGGCCGUCCACGAUGUCCGGUGUUAAAGGGGAGUCGCUCAGAGAACUAACAAAUCCCACCAUGAACGAUGCUUUGAAAAGUAAUUCUCAAAAUCUGGUUAAACUCAUAAAAACAGCUGGGGAGUUUAUUCACAAGAUUCGUAGUAUAAAGGAACAAUAUGCUCACAACCUCUUGUCUGCGGUGGAAACGUUUAGAAGAAAGAGCACAGAGAUGAAGAAAGAUAGGUGUGCUCUCAGUAGUUCCAUGAGUACAUGGGAGACAUUGCUUGGAGAAUAUGAAAGAGAAGCACAAGACAUGCUUAAGAUGUGUACAAAGUUAGCUCAAAAUGUGGACAAGCCGCUGUCAGAAGAAGCUGCAAAAAGAAAAGCCAUUUGCAAAAAGAUAUUUGCCUUUCGGGAAGCAGGAGAAAAUAGAAUUGAAAAAGCUGAGGAGGCCAGUCAAAAGCACUACAAACAGUAUUGUGAUGCAUGUACAAAAUUGAACAAAGCACAAAAURUGGAGCAAGCUAAAGAAGGAAAGCAAGAACAUUACACAACCCUUUGUCACAAUGCACAUAAUUCAUACGUACUUCAGUUAUCGGCACUAAAUGGAAUGCAGGAGGUUUUUUAUUCCACUUCUUUACCUCGAAUGUUAGAUGAUCUCCAAACAGUACUUGAGGAAGGCACACGAUCCAUGGCCCAAACGUUCAAAGUAUGCUCAAAUAUAGAAAAGGAAAAUCAUGAAGAGAGUAUCCAGAGACUUGCUAACCUGGAUAAAGUAUUUAAAAUGGUCGACAGUUCAACAGACAUUAUCAAUUUUGUGAAGAAUUCAAACAACCCUGGCCAAUACACUCUCCCUAAAAAAGCCUUCCAAAAACCAGAAGAUGGACAUGUUGUGUCUGUACCUGAUAACAAGCUGUCCCUUCACACGACAACAGAACCAGUCCUAAAAAGAAAAUAUAUUGCAUUAUCCAAAAAGUCUAGACAUUUAUCAAAUACAAUAGAGAAGGAAAGACUAACUCUCAGAUCUGUUAAGGGCUUAAGAGAUAGUUACACGCAAAACCCAUCUUAUGGCCGACCUGAUGAUGUGGAUAUCGAUAUUGUAAUACAGAAGAAUGGCAUAAGAAACAAAGAAUUGCACAAAGAAAUAACUGAUGCUCAGCUUAACCUGUUUACGCCAGACAUACAGCGAAAACUCCACAUCACAGAAAUGGAUUUAAAAGAUGAUGAGUAUGAUGAUGAUGAAAGUCUUCUGGAUGUGUAUGAUAAACGUCAAAGUAUGAUUUCCAACGUCAUGGCAAAACCAAAGACUACUCGUGCAGCCAAGCAUGACUUUGUAGAACAUACAUUCAAGAAACCAGUAUUUUGUUAUUACUGCAACAAACUUUUAAAAGGAUUCUUGAAGCAAGGCGUGAAGUGCAAGACAUGCCGAAUGAGUGUUCAUUAUAAAUGUCAAGAAAAUGUACCAGACUGUUCAGGCGAACUGCUGCCUUCAAAACGCAAGUCAGGUAUGGCAAAAGCAGCAGCAAGCUUGAGCUUUGACAGCGAAUUCGAUGACUUUGAUGAUUUUGAUGAUGCUUCGUACAGUGACAUAGAUGAGGCACCCACCCCACCCUCCAUCAGGAAGAUCCCACAGAAACCAUCACCGCCAAGACAUGCAGCUGAUCUUUACGAUGUAGCUGAGGAAUGUUUGGCAGGGAAUUCAUAUGGUGUAGCAUUAUAUGACUAUGGUGGAGAAAAUGCAGGCGAUCUCAAGUUAAGUGCUGGUGAUAAGAUAUCCUUAACCAACACUUCUGACAGUAAUUGGUGGGAGGGUACCUGUAAGGGACGAUCAGGCUUUUUCCCAGCAUCAUAUAUCCAGGAGAUCUCAAAAGAAAGCGUCAUUCUGAAGUGCCUGUUUGACUUCAAUGCUCAAGAAGGAGACGAACUCUCAGUCGUCGAGAAUCAAGUAUGGUUUGAUAUGCUGGGAUAUUUCGAAAAAUGGUUUUCUUAUGAAUACUGGGUAAAAACCCUGAAACAACCUCUGGGCUGAUCUAAGUCAGGGCAUGGCU